Molecule: messenger RNA, 3460 nt
Organism: Thalassophryne amazonica
Lineage: Eukaryota; Metazoa; Chordata; Actinopteri; Batrachoidiformes; Batrachoididae
Gene: dnm3b
Product: dynamin 3b
Exons: 21
Coding region: 417-2921 (834 amino acids)
Cellular component (GO): microtubule; cytoplasm; membrane
Molecular function (GO): GTPase activity; microtubule binding; GTP binding
Source: RefSeq, a predicted model, not a curated record
CGCGGAGCGGGGAGGUGAGGAGGGGAAAAAUAAUUAAUCUGUCAAAGGCGAAUUUCUGAUCGGGGAUGAGACCGCUAUGACGCUCACGCGACCGUAACGAAGCCCGCAGGCGAAGACAACUAACGCGCAAGCCGAUGCGCCGCCGUGGCAGGUGGCGCUUGUGUAAUCGUCCGGCGUCUCGUCACUCGUCUUUGCCGCCUGGUGUGCGCCUCGUUUCAGCACUGGACAGCGACAGGAACCGUCGGGCGCUGAGGACGCAGAGGAGAUCCUGAGGCGCGUCGGUCUUGAUUAGGUCGGGGGCAAUGCCCGGCUAGAUGACUUCACAUCAACAAGCACCUCCACGGUAUCCUGGACUAAUAUAGCAGAGCCACAUCCGUCCUCUCUCCAUUCUCUCAGUCCCUCCUUCUAAAGGCACCAUGGGAAACCGUGGCAUGGAGGAGCUGAUCCCGCUGGUCAACAGGCUGCAGGAUGCCUUCAGCUCCAUCGGCCAGGCCUGCAACUUGGACCUGCCACAGAUCGCAGUGGUCGGUGGCCAGAGCGCGGGGAAGAGUUCCGUGCUGGAGAACUUUGUAGGCAGGGACUUUCUGCCUCGUGGAUCUGGUAUUGUCACCCGUAGGCCCCUGGUUCUCCAGCUUAUCAGUGCCACUGCAGAAUGGGGUGAAUUCCUCCACUGCAAAGGAAAGAAGUUCACAGACUUUGAUGAAAUUCGUCAAGAGAUCGAGACGGAGACGGACCGUAUCACAGGGGCCAACAAAGGCAUAUCUCCUGUCCCGAUUAACCUGCGUGUGUACUCCCCUCAUGUGCUGAACCUGACCCUUAUUGAUCUGCCGGGGAUCACCAAGGUGCCAGUUGGAGACCAGCCUGCUGACAUCGAGCAGCAGAUCAGGGACAUGAUCAUGCAGUUCAUCACCAGAGAAAGCUGCUUGAUCUUGGCCGUCACACCAGCCAAUACUGACCUGGCUAACUCUGAUGCCCUUAAACUGGCAAAGGAUGUUGACCCCCAGGGACUGCGGACUAUUGGGGUGAUCACCAAACUGGAUUUGAUGGAUGAGGGUACUGACGCCCGAGAUGUGCUGGAAAACAAGCUGCUGCCACUGCGACGAGGUUAUAUUGGGGUAGUGAAUCGCAGUCAAAAGGACAUUGAUGGAAAGAAAGACAUCAAGGCAGCCUUAGAAGCUGAGAGGAAGUUCUUCUUGUCCCAUCCAGCCUACAGGCACCUCGCUGAUAAAAUGGGAACUCCACGCCUGCAGAAAGUGCUCAACCAGCAACUAACCAACCACAUCAGAGACACUCUGCCAGGAUUCCGUAGCAAGCUGCAGUCGCAGCUGUUGGCUCUGGACAAGGAGGCAGAAGAAUACCGGGGAUACCGACCCGAUGACCCAUCCCGCAAAACCAAGCAGCUGCUGCAAAUGGUACAGCAGUUCUCUGUGGACUUUGAGAAGAGGAUUGAAGGUUCAGGAGAUCAAGUGGACACAGUGGAACUUUCUGGAGGAGCAAAAAUCAAUCGCAUCUUCCACGAGCGCUUCCCUUUUGAACUGGUCAAGAUGGAGUGUGAUGAUAAAGAGAUGCGUCGUGAGAUAAGUUACGCCAUUAAGAACAUCCAUGGUAUCAGGACUGGACUCUUCACUCCAGACAUGGCGUUUGAGGCCAUUGUGAAGAAGCAGAUCAUAAAACUGAAGGAGCCAUGUGUUAAAUGUGUGGAUAUGGUCAUCCAGGAACUAAUCAACACCGUCCGCCAGUGCUCCAACAAACUGGAGUGCUUCCCCAGGCUCCAGGAGGAAACCGAGAGAAUUGUCACAUCACAUAUCCGAGACAGAGAGAGUCGAGCCAAAGACCAGGUUCUGCUGUUGAUUGACAUUCAACUCUCAUACAUCAACACUAACCACGAGGACUUCAUUGGCUUCGCUAAUGCCCAGCAGAGGAGCAGUCAGACUAAUAAGAGUCAGAGUUCAGCAGGAAAUCAGGUCAUACGCAAAGGCUGGCUGACCAUCAACAACAUUAGCAUCAUGAAGGGAGGAGCCAAAGAAUAUUGGUUUGUGCUUACUGCUGAGAGCCUUUCCUGGUUCAAGGAUGAUGAGGAGAAGGAGAAGAAAUACAUGCUCCCUCUGGACAAUCUGAAGGUUCGGGACGUAGAGAAGAGUUUCAUGUCCAGCAAGCACAUAUUCUGUAUUUUCAACACAGAGUCAAGGAAUGUUUACAAGGACAAUCGCACUCUAGAGUUGGCGUGUGACUCUCAGGACGAUGUGGACAGCUGGAAGUCAUCCCUCCUUCGUGCUGGAGUCUAUCCUGAGAAGACCGCGACAGUUGAGAGUGAGACCACCACCACAUCAGACAACUUCUCCAUGGAUCCUCAACUAGAACGCAAAGUGGAAACCAUCCGUAAUCUGGUGGACUCGUACAUGGCUAUUGUCAACAAGUGCAUCCGCGACCUUAUGCCGAAGACCAUCAUGCAUCUGAUGAUCAACAAUGUGAAGGACUUCAUCAAUGCAGAGCUGCUGGCCCAGCUGUACUCUGCAGGCGACCAGAAUGCUCUGAUGGAUGAAUCCCAGGAACAGGCUCAGAGGAGGGAUGAGGUUCUGAGGACCCACCAGGCCCUGAAGGAGGCUUUAGCUAUUAUCGGGGAUAUCUCCACCUCCACUAUCACUGUCCCCCUGCCUCCGCCUGUUGACACCUCAUGGGUGGGAGGAUCAAGUGGUGGGCGCAGGUCUCCCCCACCCAGCCCUACCGCCCCCAGGAGGAUGUCUUCAGGCCAGCGUCCUGCUCCACGCGGCGCCCCACCACCACCAAAUCGGCCCGGACCUUUGGGGCCAUUCAAUAACAGUGCUGACAGCCCUCAGGCUCCUAGCCGCCCUAACAGGGCACCUCCUAGCAUCCCUAGCCGGCGGCCCCCGCCAUCUCCUACAAGACAAGUCCCACCGUAGUCAUCAGAAGAGGAUCCAGACCCUCCUUCCCGCUCCCUUGUCCACUCUGUUCUCUCUCUAAGCAUAUGGUUCUACUGCCCUGGUCUCUCCUUAGUGCAGACACUGAAGUCUUUAACCUUUGACCCUCAAUUCCUGCCAGGUGACGAUAUCCAUAUAUGUAUGUACAGUAUGGUACUUGUCUUGUGGUGUAUGUGUGCUUGUUGCUUGCCUGUGGUCCAGGUUUGCUUAGCAGAUCCACAACCCGGUAUCAGUCCCUGGAACUUCUACCCCCUCCCCACCGCUCUUCACCAAGUCAGACCCCCCACCCCACCACCACCACCACCUUCCAUGUGCUGCUUACACAUGAAAAUAUCCUCAGUGGUUGUAUCACCUCUUUCAUUACCAAAUGCAGCAUGGCACAUGAGCUGCUUGUAUUGCAUGGGAGUGUCUGUGUGAGUGCGUGCGCGCACAGUUGUGCGCAUACGGAGGAGGGACUAUUUUGCCUAUAUGUAGGCUGAGUUCGAUUUUAGUAUUGUAUUAAUUUAUUGUAUAAUGCCCCC